Molecule: messenger RNA, 2161 nt
Organism: Rhododendron vialii
Lineage: Eukaryota; Viridiplantae; Streptophyta; Magnoliopsida; Ericales; Ericaceae
Product: protein ENDOPLASMIC RETICULUM-ARRESTED PEN3
Exons: 1
Coding region: 204-1634 (476 amino acids)
Biological process (GO): protein homooligomerization
Molecular function (GO): protein binding
Source: RefSeq, a predicted model, not a curated record
UUUUCUUUUCCGGCGUAAACUCUAAAUAGAAUAUAAGUUUGAAGUCUUAUUUUUUAUUACCCUUUUUUUUUUUCUCUUAAAAUAAAGCAAAUCGUAUGUCAUCCUAUAAUUUUAAAGUAUGAAUACCUGGUUAAUAAAAAGAAUAAAACGUACUUACAGAAUACAGCCCAUCAAUUCGUUACCGCAAACACGGUGUCCGCAAAAUGGAAGACCCAAAUCCCGAAACUACCCUCCACCACCACCCCUCCGACCGAAUCAAGCUCAACGUCGGCGGCAAGCUCUUCUCCACCACCGUCUCCACCCUCCAAUCCGGCGGCCCCGACUCCCUCCUCGCCGCCCUCUCCAACCGGCCCGCCACCCACUCCGAACCGGUCUUCAUCGACCGCGACCCCGAAAUCUUCUCUCUCCUCCUCUCUCUCCUCCGCUCCCACCGCCUCCCCUCCACCGCCCUCCGCCUCUUCACCAAGCAAGAACUCCUCGACGAAGCCUCCUACUACGGCAUCGAACCCCUCCUCAAAUCCGCCACCGCACCACCCCCCUUGAACGGCAUCGACGCCUCCCUAGUCUCCACCAUCACCCCUCACUCCGACGGCGUCGUUUCCUGCUUCACCACAAACGACGACGGAUCUGUCCUCAUCGCCCACGGCGGCCAGGUAUCUUGCUAUGACUCCAAUUUGGCCCACUCUUUUACCAUCCGCACUCACCUAAACGACGUCACCUCGAUAAAGCGAGUUUUGCCGGUGGUAGCAGCCGUCGGAUCGGAAAACGCCAGCGGGAUCCACUUCUACAGCUUGGCGAGCGGUCGUCGGGUCGGGUCCUGCGAAUGGACCGACCCGUCAGAUCCUAGGGUUUAUAAGGCCCGAGUCACCGCAAUUGCUGACUCGGCUGACUCGGUCUUUGCUGCUUUUGAUUGUCACCAUAAAGAGAAUUGUGUUUUGACGAUUGAUAAAUCGACGUUAAAAGUUUCGUCGGAGUUCGGCCGGCAGACGGGGAGCUCGACGAAGACGACGGUGGCCACGAAGCUGACGUAUUUGCCGGAAAACGGGCUGGUUUUGGGGAGCUCGGUGACGUCGAGCGCGUUCGGUUUCGCCGGUUAUAUACGGUUGUGGGACCCAAGCUCCGGCUCGAUCGUUUGGGAGACGAACGAGCCGGGCUCGGGCCGGAGCAGCCGGUUCGGGGACUCGUUCGCCGACGUGGCGGUCGACGCGGAUGAGUCGGUUGUAUUCAAGCUCUGUUCAAAAUCGGGGGAUUUGGCGGUGGCGGAUUUGCGUAAGUUAGGGAAAGAUCCGUGGGUGUAUUUGGUGGAUAAGAACCCUAGUUUGAGAAACACUGGAGGAAGCGGCAAUGGCAAUAGUGUGGUGCAUUGUUAUAGGAAUCAGGUGUUUGUGGGGAGAAAUGGUGAGUUGGAGGUAUGGUCUAGAGUGGUGGAGAGAGAAGAAAAUGUAGAGAGAGAAAGUAGGUUUAGUGAAGAGUCAUACAGGAGGAAUUAUGUUGAUAAGUUGAGUGAUGUAGAGAGAGGGGUGAUCAGUCAAAUCGAAGGCGGUGGGGAGAGGCUGUUUGUUUGUAGAGAAGGUGUUGAAGGGAUUGAGGUGUGGGAAAGUUCGAGUCUUGCAGGUGCAGUUUCAGUUUCCUGAUCCUAAAACAAAAUGGGUUCAGGAAGUUUGAUUGGGCUCGUGCGGAGUAUGACGAUGAGGUACUUGGCCAAGUAUGUGAUUGGAGCUUCCACGUCUUCAAUGAGAAGCAUAUUCAUCGCUUUCAGAUCCCGGUGGAUUGUAAGCGCACAAUUGCUCUGUAACCGGGGAUUUAUGACACUGAAGCUCGGAUCACGAAGGUGAGCAUCUCACGAAGACCAGAGAAAAGGCAAGUGCAAGUGCAAGAAUAUUUGUGUUGUGUAGCUCUGAUUUGAUACGUGUUACUGUGAUUUUUGAAGAAACUGGGAUUAAUCUAUUGAACUUGCUUGAGGUGUUGUUUUCAUAUUAUGAGUCAAUAAGAUGAAAUCAAAUAUUUGAAGAAUUUUGUGCUCCCUGCGAGAAUUAGUUAGCAAUAUUGUGGUUAUUUAGUUUGAUGUAAUGGCCAAGCCUUCAAUUGAUACUCGUAUUGAUCAUUUCAUAUGAAUGACAAAAGAAAGCAAGUGCAAUGUGUGAUUUGAUUUGCAUUGCUA